Dama dama (fallow deer) is the source of this 1203-nucleotide messenger RNA. RefSeq names its product NK2 homeobox 1 (gene NKX2-1). The coding region runs from base 1 to 1203 and encodes 400 amino acids. The record is from RefSeq and is a predicted model, not a curated record. NCBI's taxonomy places the organism in Eukaryota, Metazoa, Chordata, Mammalia, Artiodactyla, Cervidae. The transcript is spliced from 3 exons. Gene Ontology annotation, molecular function: DNA-binding transcription factor activity, RNA polymerase II-specific; RNA polymerase II cis-regulatory region sequence-specific DNA binding. Gene Ontology annotation, biological process: cell differentiation; regulation of transcription by RNA polymerase II. Gene Ontology annotation, cellular component: nucleus.
AUGUGGUCCGGAGGCAGUGGGAAGGCGCGGGGCUGGGAGGCCGCGGCGGGAGGGAGGAGCGGCCCCGGCAGGCUCAGCCGCCGCCGAAUCAUGUCGAUGAGUCCAAAGCACACGACUCCGUUCUCAGUGUCUGACAUCUUGAGUCCCCUGGAGGAAAGCUACAAGAAAGUGGGCAUGGAGGGCGGCGGCCUCGGGGCUCCGCUGGCGGCUUACAGGCAGGGCCAGGCGGCACCGCCGGCCGCGGCCAUGCAGCAGCACGCCGUGGGGCACCACGGCGCAGUCACCGCCGCCUACCACAUGACGGCGGCGGGGGUGCCCCAGCUCUCGCACUCCGCCGUGGGGGGCUACUGCAACGGCAACCUGGGCAACAUGAGCGAGCUGCCGCCGUACCAGGACACCAUGCGGAACAGCGCCUCGGGCCCCGGAUGGUACGGCGCCAACCCAGACCCGCGCUUCCCCGCCAUCUCCCGCUUCAUGGGCCCGGCGAGCGGCAUGAACAUGAGCGGCAUGGGCGGCCUGGGCUCUCUGGGGGACGUGAGCAAGAACAUGGCCCCGCUGCCAAGCGCACCGCGCCGGAAGCGCCGGGUGCUCUUCUCCCAGGCGCAGGUGUAUGAGCUGGAGCGACGCUUCAAGCAACAGAAGUACCUGUCCGCGCCGGAGCGCGAGCACCUGGCCAGCAUGAUCCACCUGACGCCCACGCAGGUCAAGAUCUGGUUCCAGAACCACCGCUACAAGAUGAAGCGCCAAGCCAAGGACAAGGCGGCCCAGCAGCAACUGCAGCAGGACAGCGGCGGCGGCGGCGGGGGCGCGGGGUGCCAGCAGCAGCAGCAGCAAGCGCAGCAGCAGUCCCCGCGCCGCGUGGCCGUGCCGGUCCUGGUGAAAGACGGCAAACCCUGCCAGGCGGGCGCCCCCGCGCCGGGCGCCGCCAGCCUGCAAGGCCACGCGCAGCAGCAGGCGCAGCAGCAGGCGCAGGCCGCUCAGGCGGCCGCGGCAGCCAUCUCAGUGGGCAGCGGUGGCCCCGGCCUGGGUGCCCACCCGGGCCACCAGCCGGGCAGCGCGGGCCAGUCUCCGGACCUGGCGCACCACGCCGCCAGCCCCGCGGCGCUGCAGGGCCAGGUCUCCAGUCUGCCCCACCUGAACUCCUCGGGCUCGGACUACGGCACCAUGUCGUGCUCCACCUUGCUGUACGGUCGGACCUGGUGA